UGUGUCUUUAUAUGGAUGACAGCUAACCUUUUACUGAUAGUUGUUUUGAUCUCUCAGAGCCACGCCAACACAAAGGUCAGGUCAGAGGUGAGGGGUGGAGGCCGGAAACCAUGGCGACAGAAAGGAAGUGGAAGAGCGCGUCACGGGAGCAUCCGAUCACCGUUAUGGAGAGGAGGUGGCGUGGCUCACGGACCCAGAGGGCCGACCAGUUACUACUACAUGUUACCCAUGAAGAUUCGAGUGCAAGGACUCAAAGUGGCUCUGAGCUCCAAGAUGGCUCAGGACUACCUUUACAUCGUGGACUCUCUGAACAUCCCCACACCCGACUCUCAGUACCUGCUGGACCUCAUCAAACACAGACACUGGGGAGAGUCCGUGUUAAUCGUCGAUGUAGGUGAAGAGCUUCCUGAAAACAUCCUCCAGGCAACAGCGAGUCUGAAGACGGUGAACAUUAUUCCAGCCAUUGGUCUGAAUGUCCACAGCCUGCUGAAACACGAAGCAGUCGUCCUCACGCUGAAAACCAUCAAGUUCCUGGAGGCCAAGCUGCUUUGGCACGACCAGCGAUACACGGCCCUGUACCCGUUUAAACUGCCCUACUCCGAUUUACCGUAGAAGACAUGAAAUGACCUGUAAUAUAUUCACUGACCACAGUGACACAAACGUUUUCUUUUUUGUUUUAUUAUGUUCAACAGAAAAUGUCAUCAAUAAAUAAUGCCAAAAAAACA
Morone saxatilis (striped sea-bass) is the source of this 725-nucleotide messenger RNA. It is a transcript of the gene mrpl4, whose product is annotated as mitochondrial ribosomal protein L4. Gene Ontology annotation, molecular function: structural constituent of ribosome. Gene Ontology annotation, biological process: translation. The transcript has 5 exons. Bases 16 to 612 code for a protein of 198 amino acids. The record is from RefSeq and is a predicted model, not a curated record. Lineage: Eukaryota; Metazoa; Chordata; Actinopteri; Moronidae. Gene Ontology annotation, cellular component: ribosome.